Molecule: messenger RNA, 680 nt
Organism: Labrus bergylta (ballan wrasse)
Lineage: Eukaryota; Metazoa; Chordata; Actinopteri; Labriformes; Labridae
Product: liver-expressed antimicrobial peptide 2
Biological process (GO): defense response to bacterium; antimicrobial humoral immune response mediated by antimicrobial peptide
Source: RefSeq, a predicted model, not a curated record
UCUCUUCUAAGAGACUUGCGUCUGUGGCUCUGACUUGAAAUUAGCUUCUCUGCCAAGACUCAGCCAUUAUCAUUAAUGUAGAAAUUAGGGAAUUAAUCUUUCAUAUCUUUGAUAUGAUAUAGCUCCUCCCAAACCUAGUUAUAGUGUUUAAUAUAAGUGGCAUGGGACAACUGACCAGCCCCUAUGCAGAGUAACUUUUCUCUUGAGCUUGAUCUGCAAACACCAUGAGGACCUUACAGGAAAAACUUCUUGUAUUUGCUGUUAUUCUGUCUCUGAUCUGUGCAUUUCAGGUCUGUUCUAAACCUGUAUCAGAAGACUGGAGAGGUUUGGUUCAGCGUACCAAACGGUCUCUUCUGUGGAGAUGGAACAGCAUGAAGCCUGUGGGUGCCAUCUGCAAAGAAAACUUAGAGUGUGGCACCAAAUACUGCAGGAAAAAUAUCUGUUCCUUCUUGAACUCCACCUGAUGAGGAGAUACAACUCUAUCAGGGUGACUGUCUACAAGACAAACUUUUUUUUGGGGACCAGAGCCUCUCAAAGUCAACCCUGCAAGAAGUUUUUUUCUGGAGUCAAAUAGCUCCAUCCAGUGAUACAUCGAUCAUUCAGAUCACUUGCAGGACAUCAUACAGGAUGUAUCAAUGUGAUCAUGUUUUUAAUAAGAAAAUAUAAUUUUCCAAAAAGUG